Letharia lupina is the source of this 1899-nucleotide messenger RNA. RefSeq lists its product as uncharacterized. Bases 1 to 1899 code for a protein of 632 amino acids. Gene Ontology annotation, biological process: proteolysis. Gene Ontology annotation, molecular function: serine-type carboxypeptidase activity. NCBI's taxonomy places the organism in Eukaryota, Fungi, Ascomycota, Lecanoromycetes, Lecanorales, Parmeliaceae. Gene Ontology annotation, cellular component: fungal-type vacuole. The transcript is spliced from 6 exons. The record is from RefSeq and is a predicted model, not a curated record.
AUGUUUUCUAUAGUUGCCGUUCUUUUGUGGUCUUUAUUAGCAGCUGGACCUGCCUUUUCGCAGUUUCUCUCUCCUCCUACGAACUUGACAACUGCAUCUCGUCAUCCCGCAAUUUAUCAAGUACGCUACAAAGAUGUCCCGCCGGGCAUCUGCGAGCAAAGAGACGACAUCAGAAGCAUAAGCGGAUAUGUCGACGUGUCACCUGAGGAGCACAUGUUCUUCUGGUUCUUCGAGGCGAGGAAUGCAGAUCCGACUACGGCACCCUUGACCACAUGGAUCAAUGGCGGACCUGGAACCAGCUCGAUGGUAGGAUUGUUCCAAGAGAUUGGGCCUUGUGCAAUCGAUGCAAAUGGGAACGUUGUCAACAACCCUUACUCCUGGACAAAUGCCAGCAAUCUACUGUUCAUCGAUCAGCCCGUGCAGACUGGAUUCUCAUACUCAACAACGAUACCCGGGUAUAUCAAUCCGGAAGACGGAUCCGUCGUCCUUGCGCAAGAUGACAUCUGUCCUUCCGACGAAGUCACUAAAGGCACGUGCGGGACAUAUUCGAAUCCCAAUGACUUGAUUGGGCUUCCGGUCUCGACCUUCACGGCAGCCUCUGCGUUUUAUGCGACUUUGCAGGGAUUCAUAGGAGCUUUCCCACAGUAUGCGAGGGAGGGAUUCCAUUUCGCAACUGAGAGCUAUGGGGGCCACUACGGCCCUGUCUUUGCCGAGUAUAUUGAGGCCCAAAAUGCGAGACAAAUACCAAAUACGACGAAGAUCAGUCUUGAGUCGGUGACUAUUGUAAACGGAUGGAUCAAUCCCCUGAUACAGGUAUCUCCCGGAAACACGUAUGACUAUAUGCCAUACAACGACUCCGCCGCGUCGUCGCUAUACUCCACCGUCUACGGGUCUGGUGGCUGCGUUGACCAGUUGCAAAACUGUAAAGCUACCGGGACGAAUUCCGUUUGUGCGGCAGCCGACAAUUUCUGUCUGAACUACGUCGAGAACUUCUACGACGAGGUCACCGGCCGCGAUGAGGAUGAUAUCAGAGAACUCGAACCUGAUCCGUAUCCCCCAGAGUCCUACGUCCGCUAUUUGAACGACGCAACGGUGCAGGCAGCGAUAGGUGCCUAUGUAAAUUAUACGGAACAGUCGGUCGCAGUGGCGAAUGCGUUCAACACCACAGGCGAUGAUGGUAGAUUGGACGGCACUACAACAGAGGUUUUGACACUUGUGGAACAAGGCGUUGCUGUCACCAUGGUAUACGGAGAUGCGGACUACAACAGCAACUGGCUCGGCGGCGAAGCCGUCUACAACUCCAUCCCCGUCCCGGGCUCCUCGACCCCCGGCUACGUCGACAUCUCCACCUCCGACCUCGUCGUCCACGGCCAAGCAAAGCAAAGCGGCGCCUUCGCCUUCGCCCGCAUCUACGAAUCCGGUCACGAAGUGCCCUACUACCAGCCUCUGACGGCACUAGCCAUCUUCGAGCGAACCAUCUACCGUUACGACAUCGCCACCGGAGAGGACCUCGUCAACCGAGGCUUUGUCACCGUCGGGCCCGCGGAGAGUACGUUCCGUGAGGGCAAUACGACGGUGAAGUUCGCGCUGGAGGAGAGUGGUGGGGAGACGAUUGUUGAUGCUACGACUUAUGAGAAUGUGGUGGAUGGGGAGAGUGCCCCUUCGCGGCAAUUGCUCGCCGAGCUCGAGGCUGUUGCGAAGGGGAAGCAUGCGAUGGCGAAUGCUACGGCUUAUGGCAAUGUUCUGGAAGUGCUGAAGGAGACUGGGGAGGAGAAGGAUCCGAUCCAUGUGAAGAAGAGAGGGGGAAAGAUGCGAAGAGGCGGGUUGAUGCGAGAUGACGUGACGGGCGGUGAAAACGAUGGAUUCAGUCGGAGAGGGUUGCAUGAUUUGGGGACGUAG